UUUCCAUAAGAGGAAUCGCUUUUGAUUUAAAUUAUUGCAUGGCGGAUCCAGAGGACACCAGGUCUUCAGAGAUGUUGUUUUUGGGUUUCAGUAGCGAGAUGGAGAUGUCGGCCAUGGUUUCGGCUCUGACCCACGUCGUCGCCGGAGAUGUGCCGGACAGAGAUGCUUAUUAUGAUUCCGCUUGGACCUCCUCCUCUGUUUCUGCUUCUGCUGUAGCAUCAGCCCCUUAUGGCGGUGGUGGACAUAAGAGAGGCCGAACGCUGGCGCUGGAAGACGGUGGCUCUGUUUCAACGUGGCCGCAAUCCUCUGUAAUUUCAGGAGAUUCAAGCAAUGGAGUGACCAAAAGGCCACAAACAGGGUCGUUGGCGAUGGAAAAUUCGGUCUUUGAAUACGGCGGAGAGAUUCCAAUCACGGCAGAGCAACCACCGGCGAGAAGAAAAUACAGGGGCGUAAGACAGAGGCCAUGGGGCAAAUGGGCGGCCGAGAUCCGAGACCCGAAUAAGGCGACGAGACUUUGGUUAGGUACGUUCGACACGGCGGAAUCCGCCGCACGGGCAUACGACGAAGCUGCGCUCCGAUUCCGAGGCAGUAAAGCUAAACUCAACUUCCCGGAAAAUGUCCGCCUCCGACAGUCGCCGGCUACUCAUUUCAGCAAUUCCAAUUCUACAAACACCCUUUUGGCAAUUCCCACAAAUUCCGAAUCGAUUGUCCAUUCUCAGCCAAUUCUUAACUUGCCGAGCUCUUCCAUUGCUUCGCCGGUGAACUUCAUCAAUUUCUCCAACGGUCAAUUGCAGCCGCCGAUCGACACAUUCAGUGAAAUUAACUUCUCAUCUUCUUCUUCAAUGGCUUCUCCUUUUCAUUCUUCAACCGCCAGACUGUCGAAUUCUCAAUUUUCGUCGUCGUCAUCUUCUUCGCCGGGGGUUUCUCUUUCCUUCCCGCCUCAGUCCGUCUCCGGUCGCUGGAGCAGCGACAAUGAGCCUUUUCCGACUUCAGAUUGGUCUGAAUUUUUCAAUCAUGCUGCUUCGUCGGGAUGAUUACGUUAUCUGUUUUGGAUUUCCGGUCGAGAUAGGUAAUUGAAUUAAUAGAUUUGAGGUUGAGACUUUUGUUUUGGCGUGGAAAAUCGAAAAUUCUUGGUUUUCUUGUUACAAUUUGAUGGGAUUUGAACAUUUCACGUAA
This is a messenger RNA of Cucurbita maxima (winter squash), 1176 nucleotides long. RefSeq names its product ethylene-responsive transcription factor ABR1. The coding region runs from base 39 to 1034 and encodes 331 amino acids. The transcript has 2 exons. The record is from RefSeq and is a predicted model, not a curated record. NCBI's taxonomy places the organism in Eukaryota, Viridiplantae, Streptophyta, Magnoliopsida, Cucurbitales, Cucurbitaceae. Gene Ontology annotation, molecular function: DNA-binding transcription factor activity; DNA binding. Gene Ontology annotation, biological process: ethylene-activated signaling pathway; regulation of DNA-templated transcription.